This is a messenger RNA of Capsella rubella, 2343 nucleotides long. RefSeq names its product subtilisin-like protease SBT3.8. The transcript is spliced from 10 exons. Lineage: Eukaryota; Viridiplantae; Streptophyta; Magnoliopsida; Brassicales; Brassicaceae. The record is from RefSeq and is a predicted model, not a curated record. Gene Ontology annotation, biological process: proteolysis. Bases 1 to 2340 code for a protein of 779 amino acids. Gene Ontology annotation, molecular function: serine-type endopeptidase activity.
AUGAAUAGUUGCAGAACCGUAAUCUUUGUGGUACUAAGUCUGGUAAUAGCUCUGAAUGAGCAGAGAUCUUUCGUGGCACAAGCCGGUUCUGAGAGCAAGGUUCAUAUAGUGUAUUUAGGUGAGAAGCAGCAUGAUGAUCGCGAGUCUGUCACAGAAUCUCAUCAUCAGAUGUUAUGGUCACUUCUUGGAAGUAAAGAGGAUGUCCAUAACUCUAUGGUGCAUAGUUACCGACAUGGCUUCUCAGGUUUUGCAGCCAAGCUUACCAAGUCCCAAGCCAAGAAGAUAGCAGAUCUACCUGAAGUUGUUCAUGUCACCCCGGAUAGUUUCUACGAACUAGCAACAACUCGAACAUGGGACUACUUAGGCCUUUCGGCCGCUACUCCGAAAAAUCUUCUAAAUGAUACUAAUAUGGGUGAGGAAGUUAUCAUCGGCAUUGUAGACUCAGGAGUUUGGCCAGAAUCAGAAGUCUUUAAUGACAAUGGGAUUGGACCAGUACCAAGCCACUGGAAAGGAGACUGUGAAUCAGGAGAGAUGUUCAAUGCCUCUCACUGCAACAAAAAGCUUAUAGGAGCCAAAUACUUCAUCAAUGGUUUUCUUGCAACACAUAAAACCUUCAACUCCACAGAAUCACUUGACUUUAUUUCCCCUAGAGACAAUAGCGGCCAUGGCACACAUGUGGCCACCAUAGCAGGUGGUUCAUACGUCCCCAAUACAAGCUACAAGGGCUUAGCUGGAGGGACUGUGAGAGGUGGAGCAAUACGUGCUCGUAUAGCAAUGUACAAAGCUUGUUGGUAUCUUGAUGAUUUAGACAUAAAUACUUGUUCAUCUGCUGACCUCUUGAAAGCUAUGGACGAAGCUAUGCAUGAUGGUGUUGAUGUUUUGUCUUUGUCUAUCGGCUAUCGUCUUCCUUACUACCCCGAAACUGAUGUCCGCGCUGCGAUAGCAACUGGAGCAUUCCAUGCCGUUUUAAAAGGUAUAACAGUUGUUUGUUCAGGUGGUAACUCUGGACCAGCAGCUCAGACUGUAGGAAACACGGCUCCUUGGAUUUUGACAGUGGCUGCAACGACUUUAGACCGGUCCUUUCCCACGCCUAUCAUACUUGGGAACAAUAAAGCAAUAUUGGGUCAAGCAAUGUACACCGGUCCAGAACUUGGCUUCACUAGCUUGGUUUACCCGGAGAAUCCAGGGAAUAGCAACGAAAGUUUUUUCGGUACAUGUGAGCUUCUCUUCUUCAAUUCUAAUCGUACAAUGGCGGGGAAAGUCGUGUUGUGCUUCACUACAUCAACACGUUACACUACUGUAUCAAGCGCCGUGUCAUAUGUCAAGAAAGCAGGUGGUCUUGGCUUAAUUGUUGCAAGAAACCCCGGAGACAAUCUUUCACCAUGUGUAGAUGACUUCCCUUGUGUUUCUGUUGACUACGAGCUCGGGACAAAUAUACUUUUCUACAUACGGUCCACAGGAUCACCUGUUGUGAAGAUACAACCUUCUAAAACACUUGUUGGACAACCAGUGAGUACAAAGGUUGCAGACUUCUCAUCCAGAGGUCCUAAUUCGAUCGAGCCUUCGAUACUAAAACCGGAUAUAGCAGCACCAGGAGUGAGCAUAUUAGCGGCUACAACCACAAACAGAACUUUCAACGACAAAGGAUUCAUUAUGUUGUCUGGAACAUCAAUGGCUGCUCCUGUAAUUUCAGGAGUUGUUGCACUUCUGAAAGCUAGACACCGUGAUUGGUCUCCUGCCGCCAUUAGAUCAGCCAUUGUCACAACAGCUUGGAGAACAGAUCCAUUUGGAGAGCAGAUUUUUGCGGAAGGGUCACCUCGUAAGCUAGCUGAUCCGUUUGACUAUGGUGGAGGUCUUGUUAAUCCAGAGAAAGCUGCAAAACCAGGUCUUGUCUAUGACUUGGGACUCAAAGACUAUGUUCUCUACAUGUGUUCUGCUGGUUACAACGAGUCAUCGAUCGCUCAGCUUGUCGGAAAAGUAACAGUUUGUUCCAAUCCAAAACCAUCUGUUCUUGAUUUCAACUUGCCUUCCAUCACAAUCCCAAACCUUAAAGAUGAAGUCAUUCUCACCAGAACUCUCACUAACGUUGGACCACUCAACUCAGUCUAUAAAGUAGUGGUUGAGCCACCGUCAGGCAUUCAAGUGACCGUGACACCAGAGACGCUAGUGUUUAACUCUACAACCAAAACUGUCUCUUUCAAAGUGAGAGUCUCGACCAAACACAAAAUCAACACAGGUUAUUACUUUGGAAGCUUGACGUGGAGUGACUCUAUACAUAAUGUCACCAUCCCUCUCUCUGUGAGAACUCAACUUCUUCAGAACUAUUACGACGAAAACUGAAAC